This is a messenger RNA of Cydia pomonella (codling moth), 2411 nucleotides long. RefSeq names its product glucose transporter type 1-like. Gene Ontology annotation, cellular component: membrane. Gene Ontology annotation, molecular function: hexose transmembrane transporter activity. Lineage: Eukaryota; Metazoa; Arthropoda; Insecta; Lepidoptera; Tortricidae. The transcript is spliced from 2 exons. Bases 527 to 1915 code for a protein of 462 amino acids. Gene Ontology annotation, biological process: monosaccharide transmembrane transport. The record is from RefSeq and is a predicted model, not a curated record.
GAAGGCCGAGGACCGAUUUGACCACCAUGUAUUAUCAGCGAAAAUUAACGGUUACGGAGAAAUUUACUAAAAGCGAAAUCGUGUAGUCUGUUAUGAGUGUACAGUAUCUCCGCUUGCAUAAGAAAGCAACUUUGUUAGGGAACACAUAAAAUGGCGCGUAAACUCAAGUCGUAUACAAUCUAUGGGUAAAUAAACAGGUGGUGUUGUGUCCUCGGAUAUUAUUCAGUUACACAUCGCAACUCGCCACAGGCGGUCCAGUAUACGUGUGAUCUUUGUUUGGAAAUAAAUAAUACGGAUAGCUGCGUCAAGUUAUAUCAUGCCCUAGCUCACAAUAGUGACAGAAUGUCUUGUGACUUAAGUUGUUUGGUCUUGCGGGCGCGCGCGGCCAGUGCGUUCCGCUCGGCCGCCGACGCCGCACUUGACAUUUUCCCUUGUAAGUGAUUGCAAAUGGUUUUUCCCAAGCUCGUGGCGAACUAACCUGGAUUUGUCUUUAAGAAUUGAGUUCGAGUGCUAAAAGCUGACGAAGAUGUCUGGCGGAACAACAGGCCCGCUGUUGUACUCGGUGGGCGCGGCCGUGCUGGGCAUGCUCCAAUUCGGGUUCAACACGGGCGUAAUCAACGCGCCGCGCGCUUUCAUCGAGACUUUCAUCAAAGAACAGCACCAGGUUGACGCCGACCGAAGCUCCUUUCUGUUCAGCGUCAUUGUCUCCAUCUUUGCCGUAGGCGGCAUGAUCGGUUGUCCGUUAGCUAGCUGGGUUGCGGAGAAGCACGGACGCAAAAAUGCUUUACUCAUGAAUGCGGCAUUCGGUGUCGUCGCCGCAGCUCUUAUGGCCUUUAGCAAACUUGCGGGUUCAGUGGAAAUGAUCAUAAUUGGCAGAUUCCUCAUAGGAAUCAAUUGUGGCUUUGCCACGACUGCCUCGCCGACUUACGUGUCUGAAGUGGCCCCGCUGAGACUACGCGGCGCGUUUGGUACAGUUAAUCAAUUAGCAGUCGCUUUCGGUCUAAUUUUCGCACAAAUUCUAGGAAUAGAUGCCAUAUUAGGCAGUGAUGAAGGUUGGCCGUGGCUUCUAGGGUUUGCGUUAAUUCCCUCCGGCCUGCAAUGCAUGAUGUUGCCUUUCGCUCCCGAAACACCAAGGUUUCUUUUGCUUACGAUCCGUGAUGAACAAAAAGCUAGGGUGGCGCUUGUUAAAAUUCGAGGCAACCCUGAAAUCGACAACGAGAUCAACGACAUGCACGCGGAAGAUAGAGCCGAAAGACAAGAAGAGAAAUUUACCAUAUGGGGCUUGGUCACCGACCGAUCUCUGCGAACUCCGCUCAUAAUCGGUAUAGUCAUGCAUUUAUCACAGCAGUGGGGAGGUAUCAACGCUGUUUUGUAUUACUCUUCUACUAUUUUCGAGGGUGCCGGCCUCGAGCCCAAGGACGCUCGCUUAGCUUCCAUCGGCGUCGGCAGUAUGUUGUUCAUCAUGGCGCUGGUGUCUAUUCCGCUGAUGGACCGACUGGGCCGGCGCACGCUGCAGCUAGGCGGCCUAGCUGGCAUGACCGUGUUCUCAGUUCUCAUGACGAUAGCGUUCUUCACCUACGAGGGUAACAAAACAAUGAGCGUAUUCGCUGUUAUCUUCACGCUGUUAUACGUCGCGUUCUUUGGCGUGGGGCCGAGCUCGAUCCCGUGGAUGAUCCUAUCGGAGCUCUUCGGGCAGUCCGCCCGCAGCGCGGCAGUCAGCAUCGGCGCGCUCGUCAAUUGGUUUGCCAAUUUCAUUGUGGGCAUAACGUUUAUAUCGAUGAAAGAUGCACUUGGACACUAUGUAUUUUUGCCGUAUACGGCAUUUCUUAUAUUGUUCUAUAUAUUCACGUAUUUUAAAUUGCCUGAAACAAAGAACAGAACUAUCGAGGAAGUAACGGCAUUUUUCAAGAAGUAAAUCUGAGUCGAUACUACUUAGUUUUAUGACACAUUCCUUAAUGUUGCCCAAAAUAUAUUGUAAAAAGUUUAAUUACACUAAAAAUUGUGAUAGCUCCUAAAUAAUUGUAAGCAAACCUUCUUUUGGUUAUGGGUAGCUCUAUGUAUAGGCACAUAUGCUGUAUUCAUUCUUGUCCUGGCGGUCAGCGCGAGUCUAAAGGAGUAACAAUUAAUCGAUGUCAGCUUUUCACCACUGACGAUGACCGUUAAGUACGGACUAAGGCGAGCCGUAGAUUAGACAGUGGCUUUUGAUACAAUUUUCUGGCAGCCGCGGUUAUCGAUUUUGCAUAAUUUUUAAGAAGACUGAACAUCUCACUUAUUAUAAUCAUUUAUACCUAGAUCUACCUACUUGAUAUUUGAAAAUACUAAGUACUUAUUCGAGUUUAUUUUUAGUAAUUGUAAGGAGCACAUAUUUAUAUAGGUAAAUAAUGUAAACUAUAGCUAGAUGCAGUGACCCU